Phaethon lepturus (White-tailed tropicbird) is the source of this 1208-nucleotide messenger RNA. Its product is annotated as MAR-binding filament-like protein 1. The annotation marks the transcript as partial. Lineage: Eukaryota; Metazoa; Chordata; Aves; Phaethontiformes; Phaethontidae. The record is from RefSeq and is a predicted model, not a curated record. The transcript is spliced from 10 exons.
AUGUUGAGGCCUGGUCUGUCCACCACGGCGCUCUCGUCCUCUGCGGUGGCGCCGGCUGCCCUCAGCCGCCUGCAGAGCCUGGAAAAACACUUGAAAAAUGAAGACUUGGCAUUCAGUGGGGAAAUUGUGCAGCAUCUUGAAGAUACUAUUGCUGCUAUUAAAAAAUUGGAAGAAAUUCGAAGGCAUACCCUUGAAUGCCUGGAAGAAGAGACUAUAAAAAACAGCAAUCUUCGCUUCAGAAUGCGGAAUUUUCCAGGAGAGAUUAUUGCAGAGAUGUCAGCUCUUGUUACUGCUGCACGUGAGUCUAGUGCUGCUAAGAUAAAUCAGCUACAGUCUGCAUUGAAAAGCAUUGCUGAUGAAAUUGAAUUACUGGAUGAGAAGCAAACCCUUUGUGAAAGACAGAAUGCUGCACUGUGCGAGGAACAAGAAUACUUGCGGGCACAGUAUAAAGAAAGAGUAGACUUGCUGAAUGAAAGGAUGGCAACUAAAGUUAACACAAAUGCUCUCUUAAUUGAGACUUCUGAGAAAACGAGAGAUACAGAAAGAGAAAUAAUCAGGGCAAAGGUAGCAUUAGCAGAAUUGGAAGAAAAAAUAGCUGAAAAAAUGAGUAAACUUGAGAAAGAGAAAGAAGAAUGUGAUAAUAAGAAAAGAGAAAUGAAAAAAAUCCUUGAUGCUCAAGAGGCAAAAACUUCCAAGAAAAAGCAUGAAUUUGAAAACUUGAAUAUAAAAUUUUUGGACCUACAGCAUUUGAUAAGUGUGAAUUCAACGGCUAUAUUUAAUGAGGAAAUUCUCGUAGCAAAACUGAAAGAAAAAAGCAAGCAACUGGAAAAAACCCUGGAAUUUAAAAAGACAGACAUGCUGGCACUCUCAGAAAAGAAAAUUCAGCUUGAUGCUGAGUUACGGCUUUUACAAUCAAAAAUUACCCAAGAAAAGGAGGAUUUCAGUAAGGAACUUGAAAAGACUAAGGAAGAUCUAGGCAAUGCUAAAUACCUGAAUAAAAAACUUAAAUUAGAAAAUAAAGCUGUGUGCCAGAAGUAUGGACAAAUACUGGAAGAAGAACAAUGCUGGGCUAUAAAAAGGGAUGAGAUGGCAGCAAAAUUGGGGAAAUUAUCUGUUUUGCUGGAUGAAAAGCUUGAAUUUCUGGCAAAUCAUAUGAUGGAAAAGAAAAACCUAGAGAAAAAAAUUGAAAAACUUGAAGACAGCCUACU